AUGGGGUACGUCAACAUUGGGACCAAACUCAAAAUCGAUUCAAGAGUUUCACCUUUUCUUAAGGAGACUCAUCAUCCUGGUGAUUGGCAUAACCUUCAGGCAACGGGAUGGAACGGGAAGGAUCAGAAGUACGAGAUGAAAGUAAACAGAAACAUAGCAUUGGUUAACAAAUCGUGUGCACUGUUGAAAGAGGAGUGUUUGGUUCCUGAGUGUUGGUGGGUGGAGAAAAACAAAGGUAUGCUCAAGAAUGAAGAUGGUGAUUGGGUCCUGGCUACUCCCGACGAUGAAGACAUGCCUGUCGUGGAGUUUGAGUGA
Molecule: messenger RNA, 315 nt
Organism: Eruca vesicaria subsp. sativa (arugula)
Lineage: Eukaryota; Viridiplantae; Streptophyta; Magnoliopsida; Brassicales; Brassicaceae
Source: the annotation of a GenBank genome assembly